This is a messenger RNA of Anopheles maculipalpis, 1131 nucleotides long. RefSeq lists its product as uncharacterized. The transcript has 2 exons. Bases 1 to 1131 code for a protein of 376 amino acids. Lineage: Eukaryota; Metazoa; Arthropoda; Insecta; Diptera; Culicidae. The record is from RefSeq and is a predicted model, not a curated record. Gene Ontology annotation, biological process: regulation of DNA-templated transcription. Gene Ontology annotation, molecular function: sequence-specific DNA binding; DNA-binding transcription factor activity.
AUGAGUGUGGUAUUAAGUGAUAUUCCGGAAAUAGAACGAACGAAGCUUCACUUCAUAUUUAAACUUUGGCUCGUGACGAACGAUACAUCGAAACCGUAUAUACGAUGGAACCGUGCUCAAACCGUGCUCAUCGUUGACUUGGAAUUGAUGAUGUUUCAUUUCCUAACCGACGUGUCCACCAUAUUUACGUGCCAAACCAUCGAAAAUUUCAUUUGGCUGUUGUACAAAUAUGCUUUUGAAAAGUGCACCAAGUAUAUGCUGGAAGAGGCGGAGCAUGCCGAAUUCAACCCGUGCUGCAUGAUCUUCCGUCAUCCACAGUUUGUCGGUAGCAAUUCGAUGGUGUUUGACGCAUGGCUUUCAAACCCGGCGGUUCGGGUGCAUGAGCCUAAUGAAAAGGGAAGGUGCACGUUACCAUCGCGGCUUGGCUUUAUCGUCCGCGAAAACAUUCCCGAGUUUUCCUUAGCGCGAAUGCAAGUAAAGUUCGCAAUGAUGCACUUGGAACUCAGAUUACGACAACCCUUGAGCAAGCAGAAAAACGCUGCGAUCGUUGUUCCCGAGCCGCAUAUCGAUCGACCGGUGAUGAGUGUACCGCAGUACCUCGAAACGAAGGAGAUUGAAGGUAACUAUGGUCCGGUGUCGGUAAGCGAACUGAAGAAAUGUCUUGGCAACAUGAUUACCGUAUCAUAUGAUGACUUGGAUCAAAAUGGAGAAUCUGAAAAUGUUUCUGACAAUGGAAUUAUAGUGGAAGAAGUACCGCCAGUGCUUGCAGAUAAUGAAACAUCAAGGGUCCAUGAAGGUGAUGCACAAGAAACGGCUAUUGUUGAACUGGAGGCACCCAUAACCCUGCAGUUUAAUGAUUUGCGGGAACUGUACGAGAGCGUCAAUUUCUGGACAUCCGAAGCUGAAGAUGGAAGUGUAAUUGAGUAUCACGAGAUAUACGACAUCAAAAAUGUAUUUCCCGAAGAAACCGAAGAAACUGAACCGACAAGUGCUGGAAAUGUGGAAAACUCUAUCCAAAUUCUACCAAUCCAGCUUACGGAGAAUGGACAAAGCAUGGAUGAAGGUAUGAUGUCCGCCGAGAACCUGACGGAGAGUAUGAAAGCGUGCCUUCCGGCGAUUGAUUUCGAUUAG